AGCAUAAUCCAUUUUAGCGAAAACAGAGGUACCAGACAAGCCAGCUAACCUUCUCGACCCUUUUUCCUUUUUCUCUUCCUCAAACCAAAUAUACCUCUCUUCUCAUCUUCUUCGAACCUUCCACCAUUUCCGAUCUCAAAUCUCCUGCUAAUUCUGCCUUUCUUGUAAGUAAUUUUUUGACCCAUUAUCCAAUUUUUAAUUAAUUUUUUUUGGAUAAGCUCAAUUGAUAAUUCCAUUUCUAUCUUAUAUGUUGAUUAUAUUUCAAGAUUCUGGCUUCAAUAGUUUCAGUUUCAUGUUAAUAAUAACCCCUUUUAAUUGUUUUCUCAGAUCCAUCCAUAAUCAGAAUUUUCAUAUUUUCAUGUUAUUGAUUAUUAUUUUUUCUCAAUUGAAUGGAUUAUGCAAAUAUGGGGUUGUGUUUGUUUUGUGGUAAAGUUUGAGUCUUUUAUGUGUUUUGGAUAAACUGAAGUAUUGAUGAGUUGUUUUGUGUAUGCUGGUAUUUUAGGGAAUUGGGAAAUUUGAUGAUUUAGCUGAAAUUGUUUUGAAGGAGCUGUUGUUGUAAAGGGUUUGCUGAAGGAACUGUAGAGGAUGGCGUGCAAAGGGUUUUGGGAGUGCUUGUUGAAGCUCUUGAACUUUUUGUUGACCCUUGUUGGUUUGACAAUGGUGGGGUAUGGCAUUUAUCUAUUUGUUGAGUACAAAAAUCAUUCACACUCUGGGGAUGAUUACCCAGUUGCACCACCUAUGAGUGGUGACAUGAUAGAGUUUGGUCGUCCAAUGCUGAUGGCUGUAUCGUUGGCUGGAAACAUCUUUGAUAAACUUCCAAAACCUUGGUUCAUAUAUUUGUUUAUUGGUAUUGGAGCAGUUCUUGUAGUUGUAUCUUGCUGUGGUUGCAUUGGAGCGGCAACAAGGAACGGUUGCUGCCUGAGUUGUUACUCCGUGUUGAUUUUCUUGUUGAUCUUGGUAGAGCUAGGUGCUGCUGGUUUUAUAUUCUUUGAUAAAAGCUGGAAAGAUGAAAUUCCAAGGGAUAAAACGGGCAACUUUGAAACGAUCUAUGAUUUUCUGGAUGACCACUGGAAGAUUAUUAAGUGGGUUGCCCUUGGUGCUGUUAUAUUCGAGGCUCUUAUAUUCUUAUUGGCCCUCGUGGUAAGGGCAGCAAACAGACCAGCAGACUAUGAUAGUGAUGAUGAGUACAUAGGUGGUCCCAGACAACAAAUCCGACAGCCACUGAUCAACAAUAGGACACCAGCAAAUCCUGCAACUGGUGUCCCUGUUACUGCUACUCUUGAUAAUCGUCCAAGUAGAAAUGAUGCAUGGAGUACACGUAUGAGGGAAAAGUAUGGACUCGACACAUCAGAGUUUACUUACAACCCAUCGGAGUCAAACAGAUAUCCGCCAACUGCCACACAGCCGCAAGAGGAAAGGAAGGGUUGUGCCAUAAUGUGAUGAUAUGGUCUUGUGUAAAUUUGGGAGGACUGAUGAUUGUGCUUGUCUGUGUAAUUUAGUCUGGUGUGAAGUAUUUGUGUCUGCUGUAAGCCUUUUCUCUUUGUGGAGUCUUAUGUACAAAACACAGUUUUCGGGAUCUUCACUUGUU
Molecule: messenger RNA, 1588 nt
Organism: Solanum verrucosum
Lineage: Eukaryota; Viridiplantae; Streptophyta; Magnoliopsida; Solanales; Solanaceae
Product: tobamovirus multiplication protein 2A
Exons: 6
Coding region: 586-1440 (284 amino acids)
Cellular component (GO): membrane
Source: RefSeq, a predicted model, not a curated record